Molecule: messenger RNA, 6226 nt
Organism: Patella vulgata (common limpet)
Lineage: Eukaryota; Metazoa; Mollusca; Gastropoda; Patellidae
Product: AT-rich interactive domain-containing protein 4B
Exons: 23
Coding region: 134-4762 (1542 amino acids)
Biological process (GO): regulation of transcription by RNA polymerase II
Cellular component (GO): nucleus
Molecular function (GO): transcription cis-regulatory region binding
Source: RefSeq, a predicted model, not a curated record
GUUGUUAUUUCUCGACAUCCAGUAAAUGUUCUGAACGUUUUAUCGGUAGUAUUGCAACACAAAUAUACGCAUUGCAGGCGAGUCUGAAAGAAUAAGAAGAUGGUUAUAUCUUGAUCCAUUAUACAUAAUAAAAAUGGCUGUAAAUGAACCACCUUGUCUUACAGUAGGUACAGAUGUGAGUGCCAAAUAUAAAGGUGCAUUCUGUGAAGCGAAAGUUAAGAAAGUUAACAAAUUAUUAAAAGUAAAGGUCAUAUUAAAAGAAUGUCAUAGUGCAUUACUUGUUACAGAUGAAAACGUGAAUGGACAUUUAGUUGUUGGUGGAGGUGUUUCAGUUAAACAGCCUAGCAAUGGACAAAUGGUUGAAGGUAUCAUCAAUAAGAUUACUGAUUCAAGCAUGUAUACUGUUGUAUUUGAUGAUGGAGAUGAAGCAACACUAAGAAGAAGUCAAUUGUGUUUGAAGGGAGAUAAACAUUUUACUGAGAGCGAAACAUUAGACAACUUACCACUGUCUCAUCCAGAACAUUUUGGAACUCCAGUUCUACAGAAGAAAAAGAAAAAACAUUCUUGUUCAGGCAAUGAAACCGAAUCUGAUUUGGAUAGUGAUACAGAUGACAGCAUUCCUCGACGUCAGAAUUACAGAGGACGACGACAGGAUUUAGUUGGAAAGGUCAUGUUAAUAGAAAACCUAGAGAGAAAAAAGGGUGGUUUGCUUGCUGUGCCUGUACUUGUUGUUCUACCAGAUGCUCAUGAUCUUGAUUUACGUACAAAAGAACACAUUCUGGUGAAGUCAUUUAAAGAUAAUAAAUUUUCUUCUGUGGUUAGGAAAGAACUCAAAGAAUUUAAUAGAGAUAUAGCCCUAAAAAAUGAAACCACAUCUUUGAAGAAUGCGAUGGAAAAAGCUUUGAAUUAUUUUGAGCACAAAUCAUUGCCAGCUUCAUGGAAGAGAGAAGAAUUACUUGGUUCAGAAGAGGACAUUGAAGAAGAUGAGUCAUCUGAUGACGAACAGAAUGAAGAAAAGGACAGAUUUGUUGCCCAACUAUACAAGUUUAUGGAUGACAGAGGCACACCAAUUAACAAAGGUCCUUUAGUAGGCAUGCAUGAUCUGAAUUUAUACAGACUUUUCAAAUUAGUACAAAAUUUUGGUGGAUAUAAUAAAGUUACUAAUUUGGAUAAAUGGAGAAUGGUGUAUAAUAAAAUGGGAUUGCCUGCAUCAAACCUUGCUGGUAGCCAAAUGAGGAAUGCAUACAAAAAGUACCUACAUGCUUUUGAAGACUUCUAUCGAAAAUUGGGAAGUACAAUGGGAACUUUAAGUCGUCCGGGAAGACAAAGAAACCAUUCAGGAAGAAACAUUCUAUCCUUCCGCGGACGUGAAAAAGAAAAGACAAACAAUCCCCGACUGAAAAUAGUAGAGGUUUAUGAAUCAAAUAAAGACAAAUCUAAAACUGUCAAUUUACAUGAUGAAUCUGACACUGACUCUUUUAGAAAUGAAUCUGAUACAGAGAUUUCUAAAAGAUCUAUUAGUAGGAGAGAUAAAGAGAGAUUAAAUAAGGAAGACAGUAAGGAAGUAAGAGCAGAACGAGAUAAAAGAGGAAAACUUGAAGAGGAUGAGAAACGCUGUACACGAAGUGACAAGGAUGAAGAUCAUUGCAACUUAAAAGAUGAAAAGGUACAGUCCAGAAAAGAAGAUAAUAAAUCGGAUGAAAAGAGUAAAGAAGAAAGUAUUGAGGAUUCAACAAAGAAGAGGAUUACUAGACGCAAAUCUGGCCGUGGAGAAGAAUGUAGGAAAGAUGAUGAACAGAGUGAAAUAGAAGAAAAAGAAGCUAAGAAAAAAUUCAAAACUGACAAAGAGAAAGAUGAAAAGAAAGAUAAUGACAAAAAACAAACAAGAAAAGAUGCAAAAGAAAAACGAUUGGCUAUUCAAGAUUCAUAUUUUGAACAAGAAGUUAAAGAUGAUUAUUACUCUGUUAAAGACGAAAUAUUGCUUGGAGCUAAACGAGAAGAAUCUGGAGAAGAAGAUUCUGAAGAAAGUGAAAAAACAGAUGAUGAAGAGAAACGCAAAAGUCUGCCAUUUGGCACCAAAGUUAAAGUAAAAUAUGGCCGUGGAAAAAAUAUAAAACUUUAUGAAGCAAAGGUAGUUGAAGCAAGUAAAGAUGGCGGACAGAAAACAUACCUAGUUCAUUAUGCAGGAUGGAAUAAUAGAUAUGAUGAAUGGAUAAAACGGGAAAGGAUUGUGAGUAUAAUGGACAGAUCUGGUUCUACAAAGAGGUCUUUUAAGAAAUCUCCAGAUGUUGGCAUCUCUCCCAGAUGUUUUUUGAAGCAACAGUUAAAUAAUCAAAUACAAAAAAAAAGGGGACGUCCUACUACAAGUACUGCUAUUUCUCAGGAGUUCAGAAUUCCACAAGCUAAACCAUCAGUUUCUGCAGGUCAAGGUAAAGGUCGCCCAACAAGGUCGAAUAGUGUUGAACUGAAGACUGCUGAAAUUUUGCCUUUCAAAUUGAGGCAAACCAGAAAAAAUUCAGGAACUACAGAUAACAGUGAUAUUCAGUUUAGAGAAAGUGAUGAAAGCAUUGGUUCAGAUGAUGAGCCAGAAACAGAUGACAAACCUCCAUGCUUAUCUGAAAGUAAGUCAAUGCUUAAAACACUUGAAGGAUAUAUGCCUGAAUCAGGACUGGAGACAACCUUAGAAGAAGCUCCUCAAUUGGAAGCUGUUAUAUCGUUUGAAGAAUUAAUGAAAGAAACACUUUUGCCAUUUCAUGAUAAUCCUGAAAAUAAAUCAUUGUAUGAAUCAGUUAUUGAAGAAGACGGUUUAGAAAGCAUUGAAGAAAAAGGUUCUUGUGUUCACAACAAUGAAUAUUCAAAGAAAGAAACUGUUAAAGAUACCCAAGAGAAGUCAAAAGAAAGCACCAAAGAAUCUAAUGAGAAAACAAAAGAAGUGGAAAUGAUGAAAGAAAUCAAAGAAGCAAAAGCUAAAGAAGGGAAAGAUGUCUUUGGUCUGCUUUAUUCUGAAAAUAAGUCCAUAGAAGUCAUCAAAACUGUUUCAAUAUAUGAUUUUGUUGAAGAUACAGAGUUCGCCAGCAAUUUUACUAUUGAUGAGAAAAUGUUGGAGAAGAAAGAUACAAGCGAUUACGACCUUGAUGACAUAUUAAAAGCAGUACUCUCUCCAGAUAACUGUAAAGGUGACAGAGUAGAAGAAAUGAAGUCAGAAUUGGAAAGGGAAACACAAGAACUAGAAAGAAAGAAAAUAGACCUAGAAAAGGGGAAAAAUGAGCUGGAAGAAUUAAUAAAACAAGAUGAAAGACUGGAUAUGAAAAGCAUUCAAGAAGCAGAGAAAAAAGUGAAAGGAAAAAAGAAAGAUCUUAAAGAAAAGCGUGACAUUAAGAGAGGACGUCCUGCUUUAGAACGGCAGCAAGAGGAAUCACAAGGAGCUAAUAAACAGAUGGAUUUCAUGUCAGUUUGUAGUUCAAGAUCUAUUUCCUCAGUACACAUGGUUAAUGAAUGUAUAGAUUCAACAGAUCAAAUCCAUGAAAAGAAGAAAAAUGAAAUAACAGACUCUAAUGUCAAAACAGAAAACAAAAAGGAUUUAACAGAAACAUGUUCUGUGAUUUCCAAGAGAAGCUCAGAUAUUGAAUUAAAAGAUGAUUUAGACCUGAUUGAAAAGAAAAAGCUUAAAAAAAAAAUGAAGAAGAAGAUUUUUGGUGAAAAUUUAAGUGACUCUCCAGAACCCCUUGCAUUUAGUGAUUUGACAAAGGAUAAUUCGGAUCAGUAUAAAGCAGAAGACAAGAAAGAACUUACAGUAUUUAAAUAUGUUCCAAAAGAAAGACUAAUUAAACUAACUAAGAAAUCAAAAGAUCUUGACACAAAAGAUAAGAAUCCAGAAGUAGCCAGUAUAGUAGAAAAAAAAGAUAAAUAUCUCCAGUUUCAUUCUGAAUGUAUGGAAAACAAAAUAAAAAUUACUAAAUUUGGUAUAUCGGAUGAUGUUGAAACAAUGCUUGGUUCUAGUUCAAAAUCAUCCUGUAAUAGUUCUAGCAUAGAAACAUCAGAAUUGAACAAUGCUGAUCUGAUUAAAUCUUGCCCUAUGUAUUUAGAGGAACCUAAGGUUGCUAAUGUUAUCAAACAAGAAACACCAGAACAGAGAAAACAUAAUGAUAUUACUAAUACAUGCACCAGAACAGAACUUACUACCAAGCCUCCGGAAGUCAUCUUGAUGAGUACAGCUGACCAAGCCUCAAACUGUGGUGCAGAAUCCCCUGGUACUGGUGGAAAAUUAAUAGAAGAAACAGAAAGUAGUGUGAUACCUAGUUCUGAAAAUAGCAUUGAUAUAGAGGUCACAUGCAUUAAACGGAAGAAUGAAACUGAUGAUCAGUCACCUACAAAAAAAUACAAAAGAAGGUCAAGUAAUAAGAAUACUAAAUACAAUGAAAAAAAAAAAAUGGGAUUCACAGGAAGUGACAGUGAAGAUGCCAUCUUGAAUAAACUACCAAGUCCACCACAUAUUACAUGUUGUUCUCCAUCAAAACAUUCUGAUAUGCCACAUCCUGCACGAUUAUGUCGCCCAUCCAAAUAUAACUUUAUCAAUCUUGGUGAGGGAAUUUUAUUAGAAGGUGAACAAAAGAUAGAAUUUAUAACUGAGAAAAUGAAAGAAAUCCGUAUGGUAUAUUUUAAACUAAAAGCAGAAGUAGCAUCAAUAGACAAACGUAGAAAGCGGGCUAGGCGUAAGGAAAGGGACAAUUCACAGUUGUAUUUGGAAAAUGAGUGUCUGUGACUGUAUAUUCUGCACCAAUGUGGAGAUAUUGUUAACUUUAUACAGAUUUUAGUCAUCCUAUUCUUAAAUUUAAUGUGCAUUGUUAUAGACCUAGGUACUAAAGUUUUUUUUUAUACACCCACAUUGAAAUGUGGUCAUAUAUUGUUGUCACCCUUGUCCUUCUGUCAUUUAGAGGCUAAAGUUAUUAUCUGAUUGGCUUUAAAUUUAUACCUCAUGAGACUUAACAAGCUGGUUGAUUUUCAAAGAUUUCCGAUAAUUACUACCAGAGUUAUGGCUCUUGAUCACUUUGAAAAAAGUUUGUGGACGCUCUACUGAAUAAAGUUAUUAUCUAAUUGACUUUAAAUUUAUAGACAGCGUCUAUGGUCUCUGAUAAUUACUACCAGAGUACGGCCCUUGAUCACUUAGAUCAAUCUUGUCGAUGCUCUAGAGGCUAAAGUUAUUAUCCGAUUUACUUCAAUUUUAUACACAAGUGUCUAUAGUCACGGGAAAAAAAGCCUAUUGUUUUUCAACGAUUGCGAAACUUGACCCUUAAUUUCUUUGAUAAAUCUUGUGGACACUGUGGAGGCUAGAGUUAUUGUCCAUGCUUUCCGAUAAUUGCUGCCAGAAUUAUGGCCCUUGACCUCUCUGAAAAAUCUUGUGGAUGCUCUAGAGACCAAAGUUAUCAUCCGAAUGACUUCAAUUUUAUACACAAGUGUCUAUAGACACGGGACAAAGAAGCCUAUUGUUUUUUACCGAUUCCGAAACUUGACCCUUAAUCACUUUGAUAAAUCUUGUGGAGGCUAGAGUUAUUGUCCAUGCUUUCUGAUAAUUACUGCCAGAGUUUAGCCCUUGAUCACUUUGAAAAUCUUGUGGACACUCUAGAAGCUAAAGUUAAUAUCUGAUUGACUUUAAAUUUAUACUAAACGUUUGCAUGGGGUAGAACUACAAGCCAAAACAAUUCUAAUGAUUUCUGAUAAUUACUUAAUGGGUUGUUACUCUUAAUCAGACUAUAGUGUGUUGUAAAUGUUUUCAUUACCAACAAAAGAAAAAAAUAUGUGACAACCCUUGUUUAACUGUCCGGACGACUUAGCUGUAAUGGGUGUAUGUUUUGUUGGCUGGCAACCUAUCUCUUAAUUUUAAGCAAUAAUUAUAGUUUAAUAAACAUUCUUUUGGGGCGCAAAUCUAAUGUCAACUUUUGAUGAACAAAGUGAUGAAAAUAUAACCAACCAUUUAAACCUUAGAAAUAAUAUACCCUAAAAUGGUUAUAAUUUAGAAAACAGCACAUUGGAUUGAAAUGGGAUUGAAAUGUGGGUGUAAAAAAUAAGAUAUAUAUUACUACACGAAUAUUACAUGCAUCGGCCUACCAAUGAUGAAUUUUGUGCUACCAUAGAUACAUAUAAAUUUGUUUUUUUUUUUUUUAAAACCACGUACAUGUACAUUACAAACAGCUUAUUUGUAUUGGAUUAAAACUAUAUGAAAACAGUA